CAUUAUCUACGGCAGCAAAAGCUAUUUUAACACCAACAAAUAAAGACGCCGAAAUUAUUAAUUCGAAUUUAGUUCACAGGCAGCCAGGAGAAGCAUACGAAUACAGAAGUUUUGACGAAGCGAUAGGAAAUUCAGCAAAUGAUUAUCCAAUUGAAUUUCUAAACAGUCUGCUACCAAAUGGCUUUCCACCCCACCAUUUAGUUUUAAAAAAAAACAGUCCUAUUAUACUUCUGCGUAACCUAGAUCCAACAUCGGGACUUUGCAACGGUACCAGGCUGCUCUGUAAAGCUUUUUACCUAAUGUUAUUGAUGCCGAAAUUAUUGUAGGACAUCACAAAGGCGAACGUGUUUUCAUACCAUGUAUUCCAUUACAACCAUCCGCUGUGAAUAAAUAUCCAUUUCAUUUCAGGAGAAAACAGUUUCCCAUCCGACUGAGUUUUGCUAUGACAAUAAAUAAGGCUCAAGGUCAAACUCUUGACAAAGUUGGUAUAUAUCUACCGCGGUCAGUUUUCUCUCAUGGCCAACUUUAUGUUGCUUUAUCCCGUGCAAGAAAAAGCCAUGACAUUCGAGUUGUUAUUAAACCCGAUGAACGACAUACAACUUGCGACACAGAAACGCAAAAUAUUGUAUGCUACGAAGUUUUACAACAUGCUGGAAUUAUUUAAAGUGUUAGUGUCCUACUAAAGGUAAAUAUUUUUAACAAUUAAAUAUAGUUUUAUAUUUAUACAGCUUUUUCACUUAUUUAGCAUAUUAAAUUUUAAAAAUAGUCUCCUAUACCUAUAAAUUAAACUUAGUUAAAUUCAAUAGUACUAUAAAUAUUUCGUAACAUUGAAUGCACUACAAUUCAUGUUUUUAUAUUUAAAUUUUUACGAAUACUAUGCUUGCACAAUAUAAAUAUAUAUUUUUGUUUUCAUUGCAAGAACAUCAUUACUAUGGAAAGAGUAGCACUUGCUGAUCUAUCCGACCAAAGUCGUAAUUUUACGACUACAAUUGUCGUCCUCCGAAAGCAACCUCCAAAGACUUCUCGUUCAGGAACUGUGAAGAUGCAAAAUCUUAUAUUUGAACAUGAGGGUGUACAAAUGAGAGCAACAAUAUUUGAACAAGAUAUUGAUCUCUUCGGAGAUACACUUCAUGAAGGAAAAGAAUAUGAUAUAACAAAUCCACUUAUCAGUCGAAUGCCUGACUAUCUCAUCAGAAAUGAGCAACAAUAUCAGAUGACCAUCAAGUCAACAACAAAAGUAACCGAAACCCAAUCAUCCAUACAUAAUCAAAUAAGUGAAACGUCCUACUGGGUAUCACUUGAUGCGGUAAAUGAUUAUAUUGGAAAAAGCGAUAGAAUUGAUAUUGUUGGUGUUGCUAUCCAUGUACAUGAAAUAAGAACAGUGACUUCUCAAACAACUGGAAGGACGUAUGAUAUACGUGAUAUUCAGUUAACAGAUACAUCGUUAACACCAAUAACAUUGUCAGUAUGGAGCACUCUUGCUACACAUGAAGCUGAACAGAUUGCUGAAAUGAUCGAUUCGUUUCCUAUUAUUCAAGUUACACGUGUUGUAGCAAAAAAUUUCGAUGGAGCGAAAUGGAACAGCUCACCUCUUUCGACUAUCAAAAUAAACACUGAUUCACCAACAACAUCUGCAUUACAUAACUGGGUUGUCGAAAACACUGAAAAGAUAUACGAACUAAAAACAUCGAUUGCUAAUCUGAGCAAUGAAAACACAGAGCAAAAUGGACACUCAGAUGUUUUAAUCAGUUUACUGCCAGAACAACAGGCUGGAAAGAAUGUGCGUAUCAAAGGAAAAAUUACAGAAAUAUCUAAUAAGCAUAGUCUAAUAUAUGAUUCUUGCAACGUAUGCAACAAAAAAUGUAACGCUAACAUUGGAGAGGAAUUUACCUGUUCAACUUCAUCCACUCCACAUGCUGCAACAGCUGAACCCAAAUGUAUCCUACAUGUUGAUAUUGAAAACUCCAGCGGUAAGAUACCUAUGACACUCUUUGGUCAUCAUGCAGAGUUUGUUUUGGACAAAAAAGCAAUUGAGAUAUCUUUACUGUCGAUGCAGGAACGCCGAAUAUUUAUUGAAGAAACUGUUGAGAAGUUGAAGGACAAAUAUUUCAAUAUAGAAUUGACUACAUACAUGCUUGGAGAUAACAAACAACUACGUUGGAAAACCAAGGAAAUUACAUAUGCUACCGUUUGAAUACUAUGUCUAUAGUGUAAAUUACUUUUGAAUAUCCAUUGUAAGAUAAAAUAAUAUAGACACGCUUGUACAUAUUGUAAACUAUGUAAAAUAAUAUAUUUUAUAUGUAAAAUAAUAUAUCAUAGGAAUGUAAUAUUUGUUUUUUCCUUCAAUGUUUAUAUCUUGGUUUACAUGUAAUAAUGUCCAAAAUUAAACUUUUACAUUUAGAUAUAACUUAUUAUAUGCAACUAUAUUAUUCCGAAA
This is a messenger RNA of Beta vulgaris subsp. vulgaris (sugar beet), 2437 nucleotides long. RefSeq names its product replication protein A 70 kDa DNA-binding subunit B-like. The coding region runs from base 932 to 2194 and encodes 420 amino acids. The record is from RefSeq and is a predicted model, not a curated record. NCBI's taxonomy places the organism in Eukaryota, Viridiplantae, Streptophyta, Magnoliopsida, Caryophyllales, Amaranthaceae. The transcript has 9 exons.